Molecule: messenger RNA, 798 nt
Organism: Rotaria socialis
Lineage: Eukaryota; Metazoa; Rotifera; Eurotatoria; Philodinida; Philodinidae
Source: the annotation of a GenBank genome assembly
AUGAAUCAUUACCUUCGAUCAAAUAUGCCGAUGAAUAAAUCCAGGCCUGGUUUUGCAUACGUCAGAAAUUUAAAUUUUGAAGAAGCCGUUGGCACCACAUGGGGAAACCUGAACGCUCGUUUCGUUCGAUUAGAUCCGGCUAUCAAUCAAAUGUCGGCCACAGAAAUCGAGCGAGCAGACAUUGAUCCAUCAGAAACCUUGGCGAGCUUCUAUCCAGUCGUUCGCGUAGGUCCAAACUACUUGCGAUACUGUGGAGGUGCACUAUCUCAAAGCGAAAGACCGAGGUAUAUAGGGGAACCCGUUUUGAAAUAUACAUCCGGAGAAGGUUGGUUUUGCACUACGAUCAAUUUAGCCUUAGCUUCUGACACACCUAAUCUAAAAAGAUUCAGUACUUAUAUUAAACAACUAAAGCAUUCGAUUGCGAAACUUCCAAUAUAUUACCAUGGCACAGUCAUGCGAGGUAUGAAUAUGUCUCGGAGCGAAGUUACUGCCUAUGAAACAUUAGGACGGCCUUUUUACAUUCCGAGUUUCACAUCAACAUCGAAAAGUCACCCAUUUGGUGGCAAUACAGUACUACAUAUUGAUUUAUCUUCAGGAUCAUCAAAAGAUUGCAUGGAAGUUCCACCGCAAUUUACAACGUACCAACACGAAGAAGAAAUUCUUUUGACUUGUUAUAGUCGGUACUCAUAUGAACGAACAGAAAAAUCGAAUGGACAGCGUAUCAUCAAACUUCGACUUCUCAAUUCUCAUAAGCCUAUUCCAAUAUACGGAUGGGAUAAACGUAAUUUUUGGUAUUAA